AUGGCGAACGCACGAAUAUUGGGAAUAGUAGCAGCAGCUCUAAUCGGUGCUGCUUGGGUUUUCUAUGUUGCAGGUAAUGCGGCGCCAUCAUGGAUUGGCCCGAAUGGGUACAGCACGGGGCUCUGGCAAACGUGUUAUUCUGGGCAGUGUAGCCAAUUGGAUAAUUCUUCUCCAAUAGAUUCGAAGUUACAGGCUGCAAGAGCAUUCAUGACACUAGCCUGUAUCGUCACGCCUUUUGCAGCUGGGUGUCUAAUGUUUGUUAUUGUCAUGAAUAAAUUCGAGUCACUAUUUCUCUGGAUUGGUAAAGGCUUGUCUAGCGUAUCAUUUAUAUUUGGUCUCAUUGGUAUGGCAACGGGUAUUAGUUAUUUCAAUAGUUCAAGUAGUGUAUCACUGGGCGCAGCUGCUGGCGUCAGCAUAGUGGGAGUCAUUUUAAAUUUUAUAGGUGCGAUUGCUGCUGGCUUCAUACAAGCCGCAUAA
Molecule: messenger RNA, 477 nt
Organism: Rotaria socialis
Lineage: Eukaryota; Metazoa; Rotifera; Eurotatoria; Philodinida; Philodinidae
Source: the annotation of a GenBank genome assembly